Messenger RNA from Phaeoacremonium minimum UCRPA7, 1071 nucleotides. RefSeq names its product putative cytoplasm protein. Lineage: Eukaryota; Fungi; Ascomycota; Sordariomycetes; Togniniales; Togniniaceae. The record is from RefSeq and is a predicted model, not a curated record. The transcript has 4 exons. The coding region runs from base 1 to 1071 and encodes 356 amino acids.
AUGGGGGACCUCGAAAUGGGAGACAGGAAUCAGAAGAAAAAGAAGGAAGAGAGUUUGCAGGACACAGAAUAUCGACCGGUUAACUGGAAGAAGUUAUUGCUAUCACCGAAAUACAUACCAUGGCAUAUUCUCGGAAUCGCCAUUGCCGUGAUCACCGUUCUAAUCACAAUACACCACGAUCAGGUCGUCGAUAAAUUACGGCCAUUUGGCGAAAAGGUUCGAGAUAUCCCAGCAGGCUGGUUGAUUCCGAUCGCCAUCCUAAUUGUCAUAUCAUUCCCGCCUCUGUUCGGCCACGAAAUCAUCGCGCUACUUUGCGGUGUGAUUUAUGGGCUAUGGAUUGGAUUCGGCAUCGUCGCUGCCGGCACUUUCUUUGGCGAAGUUGGGACAUGGUUUGCAUUCAAGUAUGCGUUGCGGAGGAGAGCACAGAAACUCGAGAGGACGAAUCUUAACUACGGUGCACUUGCGCGACUGACCCGUGACGGCGGAUUUUGGAUUGUGCUGGUCAUUCGCUUCUCAGUCAUUCCCUCGCAUUUCUCCACGGCCGUCUUCUCGACCUGCGACGUCAACUUCUGGUACUUCGCUAUUGCCACGUUUUUGACAUUGCCCAAGCAGAUUAUUCUUGUCUAUUUCGGAGUAUUGCUAGUACAGGAGAGCGGAAGCGAUUUGAUCAAAGACGUCGUCCUCGGCAUCACCUUCCUCAUCACCAUUGUCCUGGCAGUCUGGAUUUGGUUCAAGAUGAAGACCAUCAAGAAGAUCCUGCUCGACGAGCAGGCGGCCAGAAAAGCCAACCUCGAGAUGGAGCGUCUGAAGGAGGCCGAAGCGGCCGCGCAGAGACCCCAAAGAGACUUUGCGUAUGGUGAACAAGCGCCGAAUCCCGGACCGCCUCAAUAUUCCCAGAACGAAGAGUCGUAUGACGAGUCUGCCAGCUUGAGAGCUCCACCGUAUCCGCAAGACCCGAUGCCCUACGAUGGGCGGGGUCACUUCGACAUGCCGUCGUACCCUCCAAAUCAUAGGCGAUACGACGAAGCUCCGAACCUUGGACCGACGCACCAUCCACAGAAUUUCAUUUGA